Molecule: messenger RNA, 2700 nt
Organism: Trichoderma harzianum CBS 226.95
Lineage: Eukaryota; Fungi; Ascomycota; Sordariomycetes; Hypocreales; Hypocreaceae
Exons: 7
Coding region: 1-2700 (899 amino acids)
Molecular function (GO): guanyl-nucleotide exchange factor activity
Source: RefSeq, a predicted model, not a curated record
AUGCAAAACUAUGAAGAUGCAGUCGAGUAUCCAAGUCAUGAUGCCGUAUAUGACGCCGACGAUGCCCAAGUGGUUACCAAAAUGGCCAACCUUGAUCUCGAAGAGACUGAGACUAUUCCAUUAGGCCCCCAAGAUAUUGAUGCAGAGCUUCAGACAAUUGUCGAAACUACCACUAUGGACAUCACCGCCGAGGUACCCCAAAUUAUCAUUGAUCAGAGCCCUACCCCCGAGAUAGAGUCAGAGAAUCUUGAACAACUCAAAUCACAGGGGCCAUUUCAUAAAUGGAUGCGGACGAUACAUCGUAGAGCACAGCAUCGACACACACGGUCGGACGAAAGCUUUGGUUCUCUGCGGCCGCCAUUCGAUCCUGAUGUCCACAGCCAUACAGCUCAUUGGAGAAGAACACACCAUCGACAAUCGUCCUCUGGAUCUUCCUUUGCUUUUGUUUCGGCGGUCCGAAGUGCUAGUGCCAGUCUUGCCAGUGCCAGCGUCAGUGUUGUGGCACGAUCACGAAGAAACGUACCGCGCUCACAAGGCUUCUCUACAACGGAGCGCAGCAGCAGAGCAUCCAUCUCGGGUCCUCGUGCCUCUGAAGAUAGUGGGCUCCGGGAAAAUCAAUCCCUUGCCAACUUAGCUGCCAUGGAGAGAUCACUGCAGCGACGAAGAGUGCUAGAAGAGCUCAUCAGCACGGAAGAAGGGUACAUUGGCGACAUACGAUUCCUCAUGAAUGUAUACGUCACAAUCUUGGCUGCGUUACCCUCCAUAUGUGUCGGCCUGCGGUCAUCCAUCAACCAAAAUUUGACAGAGAUAGUCAAGUUACACGAGGAACUCCUUGGCGAAUUGCACCGAGCAGUUCCACACUCGGAAUACACACAAGCCGACGCGACUCCCCCAUUGACUCAUUUACCAAAUUUCGAUUAUCCUUAUUCUCACAGGCGAUGGUCUAGUCUCGGUGCCGUGCCAGAGCAAAAUACGAAAGCAAGGUGGCUAUUGAAAGCCCCGGGCAUGCUGUCAGACCCUCAGGUGGCUGCAGAGGUCUCAAAAGCCUUUGGGAAGAAGGAGACGUAUCAAAAAGGCCUUGAAGCCUUGGCGAUGGCGUUGGGUUCCGUCAAAGGCAGCGAAGAUGGGGCCAAAAAAGCUCUGACUAUAAAUGACCUGCUUGUCAAGCCCAUCCAGAGGAUCUGUAAAUACCCACUCAUCUUUUCCGAGCUACUCAAGUGCACGCCAAUAUCAGACUGUCCAAACUCUCACAUGGAAGUCGACAAUACCCUAACCAGGCUUCGCGAAGCAACCACAGAGAUUAAUAGGGCAUCGAAUGACGGGAACAUCAAGUCCACGCUCGAAAAAACGUGGAUUCUACAGGAUCGAUUAGUGUUCCCAGACAGAAAAUUCGAUGCCAUUUCUAAAAGACAAAUACGGUCCUUUGGCCACAUUCGGCUUUGCGGAACACUUCACGUAUGCUGGCAGACAGACGAAGGAGUCGAUGGUCAAUAUUUCAUUUGUCUACUCUAUCGCGAUAUGCUCUGUCUUGCCUCUGCGGGCAAAGUCGACCCGAUUUACACCAUCAUGGCUUGUAUCAAUAUUGACAGCAUCAGGAUCGAAAAAGUGGACAAUGGACGAGGGCUACAGUGCCACACCGCGCCUUUUUCUUGGAAGGUAGUGUUCGAAUGCGAUCAUCAAUUAUACGAAAUCAUCAUGACAGCCUGUACAUCCAAGGAGGAAAUGGAAUGGAGAGCAAGAUUAUCUCGGCCGCCGAGCGAUGACCAAGGGGCAAAGGGGCCGGAUGGGUUCAGCACAAUACACAUGAAUAUAAAGAGUUUGGGGUCUGUCUUUGGAAAGCAGGGCACACUCGUUCGGCGGAUAUCUAUACAGCGGGCCACCACUGUGGGAGGAGCCAAAUCGCCUCUAUGCCAAGUCAUAUUAAAGAAUACCAAUGUAUUGACAGAUCACGGCGGGAAUGUUUCUACGGCUUCGACCAUCAACCGCUCUCAGUCUCUGCUAACAACCACAACUCGAAUACCGGUGCUUGCGCCACCAAGAGGCGAGAGAGCUCGACUAGAGGCUCUUCUGUCAGAUGUAUGGAGCAGAGAAGUACUCCCGUUUCCCGGAAUGACGGUGAAGUCUCGAAGUGAAAAUCUGGUUCGAAAUUCGGCAUCUACGGUCAUGAGAAAACUCAGCGUGGCUAGCUUCGCCAGUACCUUUACAAAGAGGUCCGUCUCUUCUGCCCACAAGAAUCAAUCUUGUGAACAUAUUGCCAUGGAAACUAUCAAGCGCCGGGGUAUUCUACGUCCAAUGGAUUCGAUUACGAGUGACGAUGCGUAUAUAGGUGAAGAAGCAGGCAGAAAGGUGAAGAGACAGCGCACCGCCAAGGGGCACGUACUACUGGGGACGCCCGCUCGUAGCAUGAAGGAGGUUACGGGAAGCUUUCGACGACGCCGAGCACAGGAGAAUGCGCCCUCACGGUCAGAUCCCACCAGCGACACGUACAUCUUUCCCGCUCGCAUAGCAUCCACGAACGUUCCACGACCGACAAGGCCUACGAAUUCCCAGGCCGCGAUGCCUCACGAGAGCAUUGGUAGGACGAGAAAGCCAGCAACAGAAAAGGUCCGAUAUCUUGGUCGCUGGGCUAAGCUUGGUGUGGGGAAGAACGAUGGACCUGGCGGUUUCAGAAGGCUUCUUUCAAUUGGCAGAGAUUUGUAA